This is a messenger RNA of Strongylus vulgaris, 792 nucleotides long. The record is from the annotation of a GenBank genome assembly. NCBI's taxonomy places the organism in Eukaryota, Metazoa, Nematoda, Chromadorea, Rhabditida, Strongylidae.
AAUCCUCCAAUUGUCGCCGCCCGCGUACACUCGCCAUCGGUAAUGGAUCUACCGCACGAGGUGGUGUACCAUCACCACCUCCCAGUCGACACGACUGAAGAGGAUAUGCGCAUGAUGGAGGAUCAGGUAGAAGCGCAAAUGGAUGAUAUUGAAUAUGGGGCUGAUGUCAGUAUGGAUGGUGCGCUGGCGGAGCCACGUGCAGUCCAUCAGUGUAAUAUCUGCAACAAAAUAUUCGUAUCUUUUAAAGGUUUACAACAACAUGCCGUGAUACACACAGAUCAAAAGCCCUAUCAGUGCGAUAUCUGUGGGAAAUCGUUCCGAUUCAAAUCAAAUUUAUUCGAACAUCGUUCAGUACACACGGGUUUCACACCUCAUUCAUGUCCAUAUUGUGGCAAAACAUGCAGGUUGAAAGGAAAUCUCAAGAAACACUUGAAAACGCAUGUAACGUCGAAGGAUGAACUUGAACGAGCAUGGAGACCAUUUGCGUGGUUAGUCGUAACUAGAAUUUCGCUAGAGGUGUUAACUGCAGCAGCUUUGGGUGUUUAUACCAUUGGUAACCGCCGUCCAGCCGCUGACAUCCCCGACGAUGCAAUAAUAGUCCGAGCGAUUGUUUCUCAUAGUCCUGUUCUGCAAUUUCUUCAACGUAUGCUGGACAUUUUUUGUGAGGCAGCCUUUUUAUUCAGGUUGAAAGGAAAUCUCAAGAAACACUUGAAAACGCAUGUGACGUCGAAGGAUGAACUUGAACGAGCAUGGAGACCAUUUGCGUGGUUAGUCGUAACUAGAAUUUCAUAA